This is a messenger RNA of Miscanthus lutarioriparius, 2517 nucleotides long. NCBI's taxonomy places the organism in Eukaryota, Viridiplantae, Streptophyta, Magnoliopsida, Poales, Poaceae. The record is from the annotation of a GenBank genome assembly.
AUGUCUACCGCGCACGGGCGCUACACCUACCUACGCUCUCUCAAGAGGCGGAACAGAGCCGACGUGUGCAAGCCUGCAGGGCAGGUAGCACGUCGCCGGGAGGGGAGAGCGCGAACAGUGGUCAUGGAGACGCCAUGGCCGCGGCGUGGUGCUGGUGGAAAGCGAGUGCCUGGAGCGGAUCUUGCUGGGGGUGCGUUCUUCUGGCGCGCUGCCUGUGGCCGGAGCCCCAGAGCAGGUGCCGGCGUACCCUGUACUGGUGUGUACAGGCGAGGGCGUAAGGUGUUUGCGGAAAUGCCGAAGCCAGCGCGAGCCUUCCUUCGCGCUGCCGGCGCCUCUCAGCUUGCCGUACGAAUCAUUGACCAAAUUAAAAGUCCUCUCUUCAUCUUGGCUGCUGAACCACUGACUGCAUUGCCAUUGAUCACCAUGGCCACCGCACCUGAGGAAUUCUUCGGCAAGGGUCUCAUGGAGCAGUCACCACCAUCCCCACCUGUCUUCCCCGACGACCUUCCCCAGAAGCCCAAUGGCAGCAGCGAGAGCCAGCAUCGUGUACCUAAUGAGAUGAUGCUCUCUUACGUCUCACAUGUUCUCAUGGAGGACGAUGAUAUUGAUGAUAAGCUCAAUGAUCACCCUGCGCUACUCCAGGUGCAGCAGCCCUUUGCUCAGAUCCUGUCUUCCCCUUCCUCUGGCACUAACACUGGCAGCAGGGAGGGGUCCAAUGAUUUCUUGCAUGAAGGCAAUGUUGAUGAAAGUGAGCUCAAUUCAGCUUUAUCCAAGGGCACGGAUACUGUGGGGGCAUUCUUGAAGGGCAUGGAAGAGGCCAACGGGCUCUUGCCCAAAGACAACUUCAGAAGGGACGAGCUGGUGAAUCAGAUGGUCAGGGAAAGCAGCAGUCACAGCGUGGUCAAGAAGAGGCAUAGCAGGGAUGAUCAUCUACAAAUGGAGAUAAGAACCAGCAAAGCUAUGACGGUGAUCAAGGAGCCAGAGGAGUACUCGGCCAACGAGAUGCUUGAUGAAAUGAUGUUGCAUGGCUACAAGGAAUGCAUCAGGGACAUGGACAACCUCCGUGUCACCAUGGACAAUAAUGAAGUGGAAAAGAAAAACAGGAAUAGUGGUAGCAAGGAGACGAGGGACAACAAUGUGGUGGACAUACCCAGGUUGAUGAUCUCUUGUGCGCAGGAGGUCGCAGUGAACAAUCACUUGAGGGCACGAGAGCUGCUGAAGCAGAUCAUGCAGCAUGCAUCAGAAACAGGGGACGCCACACAACGGCUGGCCCAAUGUUUCACCAAGGGGCUAGAGGCACGGCUCGUGGGCACCGGGAGUCUGCUUUGGGAGUUGCCAAUGGCAGAGCGACCUUCCGUUGUGGAGUUCAGCAAGGCCUCCAGCCUCUACUUCGAAGCCUGCUGCUUCAACAAGGUGGCACUUGUUUUAUCUGAGAUGACCAUCAUGCAUGCCAUGGUGGGUAAGAGCAGGCUACACAUCGUUGAUUAUGGUAUGCAGUUCGGAUACCAAUGGGCAGGCUUGCUCCACUCAUUGGCGAGCAGAGAAGGUGACCCACCGGAGCACCAAAAUAACUUCCUUGAACUUUGGAACCCAUUCUUUGAAAUUAAAACAAACUCUUUAAAAUUCUCUUUCUUUUAUUUUCUGGAAAAACGGAAGUUCCACACUAUCAAGACAAAUUGGGAGGAUGCUUGCAUUGAGGACCUGAACAUAGAGGCCGAUGAGGUGCUCGUCGUGAAUGACCUCUUCAGUUUCAGCACCUUGAUGGACGACAACAUAUCUUAUGAUGACCUAAGCCCUAUCGUCCUCAAUAACAUCAGCAAGAUGAGACCGCAUGUGUUUAUGCAGAGAGUCUAUAAUUGUUCGUAUGGUUCGUCCUUCCUGUCACGGUUUCGAGAGAUGCUGUUCUACUACAUGGCACUAUUUGACAUAUUCGAUGCAACCAUCCAAGGGAGAGUAAAUCUCGAAUGCUGCAAAGGCGCGAACCUGGUGGAACGCCCUGAGAGGUACAGGCAAUGGCAGACGAGAAACCGACGGGCUGGCCUAAGGCAGCUGCCACUGAAGACAAGCAUUGUAGAGGUCAUGAAAGAUAUGGUCAUGAAGCACUACCACAAGGACUUUCUGAUCUCCCAGGAUGGCCAAUGGCUUUUGCAAGGAUGGAGGGGGCGUGUCCACUUUGCCCACUCGACAUGGGUUGCAGCAGAUGUCUCUUCUAGAGGAGGCGGUCAACUGUUCCUUGAGACGGUGCCAGGAAAAUAUAGUGAGCUCGAAGUGUUUGGGAAAUGCAACAGCCUGCCAGAGCGACAGAUGUUGCGUGAAGAGAAGAGAUGCCUGGCAGUUUUUGUGUUAACACCCGGAAAGAAGAAAGGGGAGAAACUAAAGAGAGGUGGCUAUUUGGGCCUAAAGGCCCAUCAGCUAGAGCCCCACCCUAGCCGCCCCUAUUCCCUCCCUCUCCCUGGCCGCACCCUCCUCUUCCUUCUCACAAAAAUUUCCCCAUGGACCUCCGGUUCUAGGGCCUAA